Molecule: messenger RNA, 739 nt
Organism: Rubroshorea leprosula
Lineage: Eukaryota; Viridiplantae; Streptophyta; Magnoliopsida; Malvales; Dipterocarpaceae
Source: the annotation of a GenBank genome assembly
UUAUCCGAGGAAUGGGUAUUCAGUUGACCUGGUUGAGUUUCAUCCAACCUGGACAUCAGGAACUUUAACAUAUGCCUUCUGUAUUAUCUAAGAGACAUCCUUUAGUGAAGCCACUAAAGAAAUAAAAUUAUUAAAUUCCUUGCAACUCGUGUCCUUCAAUGUAAUUUGAAAACCAAUUGAGAGAUAAUAUAGCAAAAACUCAACUUCUGGAAAACCAACAUAUUCAACUUGCAAUCUUCACACUAUAAGAUAUGAACUCACAUUUGUAGUUAAUGAAUUCUUGACAGACAGCCUAAAAGAAACCAAGCGAACAACACCUUUAAUAUUUACCCCAUCUAUAGCUAAGGAAAGUGCCAAGGAAAUUAAAACACACGGUGCAAACCAAAGACUUGAUUAGUUGAUGAAUUCUACUGGUGCUACAAUAAACCUCAGAAAUCAACUACAUAAUGUGAGAACCCUGCUGUUAGGUUGCAUGUUUCUCUACCUUCAUGGGAAUUCAACAAGAACAGGUUCUCAUGCAAAAUACCUUCUCCAGUCAGCUUUGAUCCGCUUAUCUAGUAUCUACAAUUGGCAAGUCAACAAUAACAUAGAGUCAGAAUGUAGAAUCAUUCAGAUUAAAUAAAUUUUGAAUCAUGAAAAACCACUCUUUUUGGCCAUCAUCCUUGACUUCAAUUGUUAAAGAUACUCGGUUUUGGUUAAAAGGCCAGUUAGAAAUAGUUAAUAAAGGAGCAUUAAUUGG